This is a messenger RNA of Symbiodinium natans, 304 nucleotides long. Lineage: Eukaryota; Dinophyceae; Suessiales; Symbiodiniaceae. The record is from the annotation of a GenBank genome assembly.
GCUGGGCCUGACGACCUUCUUGUCCAGCACGCUCACCGACGUGCUGAACUCACCGGCGGUCUUCGAUCCCACGCAGCUGAACGUGCGCCAGGGGGAGGUGUCUUGGGUGCUUCACCUGCACAUCAUCUGCCUGAACUACGACGGCAAUGCCUUCGAUCUGUGUUUGCUGGCGGCCAUCGCCGCUUUAGAGGAGUUUAUGGGGGGGGGAGACAGAUCCUUUGAAACCUGUGCAACACUACCACGUAUCCUACCUACCUUCCGAAAUCCUGCCCUCUGUGCCCUUAGGUACCAAACCCUACCCUAA